AUGACCGGGCGCAAGUUCUUUGUCGGCGGCAACUGGAAGAUGAACGGCGACAAGAAGUCGAUCGACGGCAUCCUCGACUUCUUCAAGGACUGUGGCUGCUGCGGAGACGUGGACGUCGUUGUCGCCCCACCCGCCCCUUACCUGACCUACGUGAAGGAACAUCUGAAGUGCGGAGCCAAGGUGGCCGCCCAGAACUGCUACAAGGUUGAGAAGGGAGCGUUCACCGGCGAAAUCUCACCGGCCAUGAUCAAGGACCUCGGGCUCGAGUGGGUGAUCCUCGGCCAUUCGGAGCGCCGUCAUGUCUUCGGUGAAACGGAUGAUUUGAUUGCGGACAAGACGGUGCACGCCCUUGGAGCCGGCAUCAAUGUCAUCUUCUGCAUCGGCGAGAAAUUGGAGGAACGCGAGGCCGGCAAGACCAAGGAAGUCAACUUCCGCCAGUUGGAGGCCAUCGUCGCCAAGAACGUGGAUUGGAGCCGCAUUGUGAUCGCGUACGAGCCGGUGUGGGCCAUUGGUACUGGAGUGACUGCCAGCCCGGAGCAAGCCCAGGAAGUCCAUGACUGGAUCCGACAAUUCCUCAAGGAGAAGGUAUCCGAGGAAAUGGCCGCCUCGACUCGAAUCAUCUACGGCGGCUCGGUCACGGCUGACAACUGCAACGAUCUGGCCACCCGACCCGACAUCGAUGGGUUCCUCGUAGGAGGAGCCUCGCUGAAGCCCGACUUCAUCAAGAUCAUCAAGGCUCGCUCUGCU
Messenger RNA from Mesorhabditis spiculigera, 747 nucleotides. The record is from the annotation of a GenBank genome assembly. NCBI's taxonomy places the organism in Eukaryota, Metazoa, Nematoda, Chromadorea, Rhabditida, Rhabditidae.